AUGCAUUUCACUCGGUCGGACUCUUUCAAACUCAUUCCACCCUGUGAACAGCCAUUCACUAUCCGGGAGCAAAUAAUCCAAAUGGUCAAAAUGAAAUCAUGUGUAAUCCAUGACAGGCUCCUCCGGGAUCUCAUUGCCCAUGGAUGGAGGCUCAACGGGAGAUCUGAAGAGACGGAAACGGAUUGGCAAUUAGAUGCCAAGCUUGAUGCCCAACUGGACGCCGAUUUGGACGCCCAAAGGGCCAAAGAAUCUGAUUCGGACUCUGAAGAUUUGGACACCCAAAGGGCAGAAGAACCCAAGGUCUAA
Molecule: messenger RNA, 306 nt
Organism: Puccinia triticina
Lineage: Eukaryota; Fungi; Basidiomycota; Pucciniomycetes; Pucciniales; Pucciniaceae
Exons: 1
Coding region: 1-306 (101 amino acids)
Source: RefSeq, a predicted model, not a curated record